Striga hermonthica is the source of this 1068-nucleotide messenger RNA. The record is from the annotation of a GenBank genome assembly. NCBI's taxonomy places the organism in Eukaryota, Viridiplantae, Streptophyta, Magnoliopsida, Lamiales, Orobanchaceae.
AUGGCUUGUUUAACGAGCAAGGUUCACUCGAACACAUUACUGUACGAGAUGGCGUACCUUUUGAAAACUCUCGGCCUGUGCUUGUGGCUCUACUUAGCCAGCCGUGGUUUUACAGGAGCUGUUUCUCAGAGCCCGGCCUUUGUCAAUGGAACAGUAACUAUUGAUGGAGGCUCGCCUAUUGGAACGAUAGACGAUGAUUUCGUUUGCGCCACUCUCGACUGGUGGCCGCCGUCUAAAUGCGAUUAUGGGACUUGCAGUUGGGGAAGAUCUUCUCUUCUGAAUCUGGAUCUGAGGAACAAGAUCUUGCAAAACGCGAUCAGCGCUUUUUCUCCCUUGAAAAUAAGACUUGGUGGGACUUUGCAAGACAGAGUCAGAUACCAAACUAAGGGUGAUCCAAAGCCAUGUUUGCAGUUUGUUCGCAAUAGCUCACAGAUGCUCGGAUUCACGGAAGGCUGCUUGCCCGUGUCUCGAUGGGACGAAUUGAAUCAUUUCUUCAAAAUUACAGGAGCCAAAAUUAUUUUCGGUCUGAACGCAUUAACCGGCCGAAAAAUUCAACCAAACGGCACUGCCACGGGUGCUUGGAAUUCGAGCAACUCAGAGUAUCUAAUAAGGCACACGGUCGAUAACGGCUACACUAUCCACGGAUGGGAGCUUGGAAAUGAGCUGAGUGGCAAGGGAAUAGGAGCAAGUAUUGCAGCAGAUCAAUAUGUAUCUGAUGUGAUAAAUCUUCAAAAGACGAGCAUCAACAACUACAAAAUAAUCGGGCACAAUUCAAAUGACACCCAGAAAAUGAAACCAGAAAAUAUACCUAUACAGCACGUCAAAAGCAACGUAGACGCGGGCGUGGCCGAUGUGGCUGUAAUCGUAUGCGGUGACGCCACACACGUACAUUCCAACCUUCCCUUCGAACUUCGGCUUGAACAACUCCUUUUGCCUGCUCAUCGUAUUGUACAGCCAGAGCUCCCUCUUUAUUUCUCCAGAACCAUUACAGAAACCAUCGCCAUCGCUGGACAAAGUAGUGAGAGGCUGAGAUUUGCUGCAGCAAUUGAUAGCGGGAAAGCUGCGUAA